AUGGGACAUUUCACCUAUGCAGACGGAAUCGCCGUAUUUCAACUUGUUUUCUUUGUCCCAGGUCUGCUUUGCAGCAUCGCCGUCGCGAGACGCCAUGGCUUCAGAAGAACCUCUGGGUGGAUUUUUUUAGCCAUUUUCUGCGUCAUCAGAAUAGUCGGAGGAGCAGCAAGACUCGCGACACUCAGCGAUACAACGUCCACCACACCAUAUACCAUCGCCUUGAUCUGUUCACUGCUCGGCCUGUCGCCAUUGCUGAUGUGCUCCCUGGGACUGAUCUCGCAAACAUAUUGCUCAUUCCUGAGACAGCCAUACAACAAUCUCUUCUCAACAUUCGUCGUCAGAGCCGUCCACUUACCAGCAAUCAUUGCGUUGAUUCUGUGCAUCGUGGGAGCAACACGUGCCGACACUCCACAGCUGAUCGAGAAUGAGGCCACGGUCCAUGUCGGUAUUGCGCUCUUCGUGGUCGUCCUUGUGAUGCUCACAAUUCUUGCCAUUGGUGCAUGGCUCCGUAUACAUCGAAUUGGAAAAGGGGAGAAAGCUUUGGUCCUAGCAUCGCUCUGCGCCUUGCCGUUCCUAUACGUCCGGACUGUGUAUGCUCUCUUGGCAGUGUUCUCGCACUCCGAGGUUUUCAGUCUGGCCUCAGGAUCGACGAGCUCAGAAACGACAUCAUUAUGCAUGUCAGUCCUAGAAGAGAUGGCAGUGGUAGUCAUCUACCUGGCGACGGGGCUCAAGCUGCCGUUGAACACUGAAGGUGCCGCCGAGACGCGUGAAAUGGGCUUGGCCGAUAUGUCCUCGGACAAGUAA
Molecule: messenger RNA, 804 nt
Organism: Cyphellophora attinorum
Lineage: Eukaryota; Fungi; Ascomycota; Eurotiomycetes; Chaetothyriales; Cyphellophoraceae
Exons: 2
Coding region: 1-804 (267 amino acids)
Source: RefSeq, a predicted model, not a curated record